UUGUUACUUUUAUUCACUUUAACACCUCUAUGUUGACGCUGGCUUGUUCAGACAAUAAACAUUUUCUCCAAAAGUUAUCGGACUUCUCAAUUAUGGAACAUUUUCUCUUUUUCUUGAAAUAAAAAGCUGAAAAUAAUCAGCACCAGUUUUAAAACUUUAGUCUGUUGAUUAGAAUCACGGGGUUAGGAUACUCAACGCGUUUGCAGGUUUGCGUGAUGUAGCGGGUACGGAAAAUGUUCUACUUGGAAAGGGGUGUAACAGGUCAGUUUUUUGUAACAAGCAAUUACCUCAUUGGUGACAAGCAACUGCCGACCGUCAUCUUCAUACAAAUAAUUUCUUUUUGCUUUUCUUAAAGUCCUGUUUUUCCCUUUUCCACUGGCUGAUAUUUGACUCCUUCGAUCUUUUAGCCAAGCAUAUUUCGUCUUUGGGGAUAUCCAUACCCGUUGGUCUUUGUACAGCCUCGAUUUUUGAAAUGUCAACCUCCUCUUCGCAGCGACAUUGGUAAUAACUCGUCAGGACAGUUCUGGUGUUCCGAAAAUUAUGCCAUGCAAAAGUUUGGUGCUGCUUCUCCAUUUUACAGCAAUGCUUUCCGAAAUUAAUGGACGUCAGAAUUUUGGAAUAGUUAUCGAUACCUCCGAGAACAUGGGUCGAGAGAACUUCAAGCAGUCUAUAGUUUUCAUCGAAAGAUUGGCCCAGCAUAUCAGUAUUUCACUCGGAACGAUCAGAAUUUCAGUCUCAACCGUCGCUGCUGUAAUGGAGUCUCCCAGGCAAAGACAAUGCUUAAGGCUAUACAAGUUCUUGACAACGACGAAUUUAAUGACCGGAAAAUGAAUGUGCUCCUCUUAUUCCUUGGCGAGAAAUGCUUUAAAGAAUGGGCAAAUAUGAAAUUCGCUGGUCAUCAGAGCAAUAAAAAUAUUCUAGUUUUCACGAGCUCAUAUGAUAGAUACUUCACAAAAUGCCUGGCCAAUAAUGUUACUUGCUUGAAUAUCAAUUCAUUUGACUCAAGCAAAACUGCAUUGCAAGCACUAAAUCUGCCUGGAGAUAUAAUUACGCAGUGCAAUGUCACAGGAAAGAUUUUUGACGAGUGUGGGCGACAUUGUGAUUGCGUUAAUGGCACCAUAACAAACUGCUACCGAAUUCGCAAAGAGUUUACUCAAAUGACAAAAAGAGAAAGGCGAAAGUACUUGAAAGCAUACUUCAAGCUUACAACUAAGUUCCCAUUCAAAUACCGAUACGAGAAGUUCAUAUAUAUACACCAGAAAUACUUUUGUUACGGGAUUCACUCAAAGCGUCUCUUUCUGCCUUGGCAUAGGUUUUAUAUCCUUCAAAUGGAAAACCUGUUAAGAGAGAUUGACUGCUCUGUGACACUGCCGUAUUGGGAUUGGAGCUUUGUAGGCAAUGACCCUUGGCAAAGCGAGGGUAUUUGGAGCGAGGGUUCUUACGGCCUUGGAGGCAAUGGCUCAGAAACGAACGGAUUUUGUGUUUCUAGCGGUAUGUUCCAACAUCCUAAAUGGAAAACGCCGUAUUUCAACGACAACCUGGAUAUCGUGCUAAGCACUAUUGACAUCUACGGAGACUUGGAAGAGGAUGAGGUUUUGCCAAAUCUUUCAGAUUGUCUCAGGCGUUAUUUCGAUGGACAUUUGCCAGAUUCUUUACACGUUCAGCGAGCACUAGGCCUUCCUCCGGAGAAUUUCACUGAUUUUGACCUCAAUUUGCGGGUCAAUUAUCAUGAUACCAUACACAAUGCCGUAGGCGGGACAAUGUGCACACAUUACGCGGGGACUGCUCCUGAAUUUUUCCUCCAUCACGCUUUUCUUGACAAAAUCUGGUUUAUGUGGCAGCAGAAAAGCAUUGAACAUAAACACGUCCAUUUUGCCAAAUCAAGACAAAAGUUAGUGGGGUUUUCACAUACCGCUCAUGAAUUGAUAGACUCCCAUAGCCUACCUGGGCACGUUAAAGUCUCAUACACGAAGUUCCCAUACCCGAAGAAACUGAAACGAGACACAGCAAGUGAGGGUGAAUACAGCGAUGAUGUCAAUACUCCAACUGGAGCGAUUUUCAGUGGCAUAGUUCAAACUUCAAGUCGUCAUGUAUUCCCUUCGUGCAAACGCAAAAAAAGUGAAAGACUUAGAGCUGAAUACCUCGAUAAAAUAUUUUCAAGGAGAGGAUAUUGAUUUUCAGAUGUACCCGUGUAAGCAUCUCGCGUGAGUUUGCAAAGGAGUCGCUAGCCAAUGUGCUUCAGAUCCCAUGUGCCAAUAGAAGUAGGUGAGCUAUACUUUAUUUGCAGACAAGUCUGAACAUUGCAACCCAAAAAACUUUCACUUUUGCAACCCAAUUUUUUCCAAGGGGUCGUGUCAUAGUUAGUUUGAGGGAAGUUGUUGGUAAAUUUUGAUUGCCUAGCUUUUUGUCCUCUAGUUUUUUUGGACACCAAUUGUGACUAGAAAUUUUUUCCUUUUAACAAUUUUCUUCUGGCACUCGCUUUGACCAUAAAAGUAAAUAAACAUUGCCGAUAAGACACCUCUACAUGGCAAAAAACUUUCACUUUUGCAACCCAAUUUUUUCCAAGGGGUCGUGUCACAACCCCCCGUGCCCCACUGUAGCGAUGGCCUUGUGUCAAGGUGGGUUUCAAUUUUACUCAAUUGAGUAACUGUUUGAAGAGAGAUUCAACCACGUGCGUAGAUGCAAGAGGAUACAGUUAAGAACUUUUUGGUUCGCAAAGUUUAGAUUAGAAAGAAACAAACUUAAUUAGUUUGUUUCUUUUCAAUAAUUGAAUCAAUUGUUGAAAUUAUUAGGUACAAGAAUGCAGCAGGGUAUUACUCGAGUCUCACGAAACAUGUUUUCAAAGACAAGCUGUAAACUUAUGUAAAUAAACUCUUAUUGGUGUAACCAGUCGUAUUUAAAUAAAAGCUAACCUUUUAUAAGGCACAAUCUUUCAAGUAUAAUUUACAUACCCUAGUAAAAUGACAUGUCUACUGAUAAGUUCUUGUUAACAUUAACUGCCGUUCUAAAUAAAAGGCUCUUGUGCAACCGGCAUGCCUAGCGGUAGCUGUCUUUUUACGCGAGAAGAAAGUGACUGUGUUUUGUAUUUUCAUGCAGUACGAUAUUAGGCCGGUUUGGGAAUUAUAGUCGCAAAGCAGACCGGUUGCGCAGGAGCCUUUAAGCUUAUUUUUAAAUCUCAUUUCUACGCUAAGUGGAAUAAAUAUGCCAUAGUUGAAAUACAUACUAUAUUUUUUAAACAAACACUUAAAUAAUUGUGAUGUAUAACCUUAACUAACAUUCAAACUUAAUACUUAGCGACAAACUAUUUUUGCGAGUCAUAAGAUGAAGAGUUGCCCAUUUUGUUGUUCUAUAACCUUAAUCUUGAGGGAAGUUGUUGGUAAAUUUUGAUUGCCUAGCUUUUUGUCCUCUAGUUUUUUGUACACCAAUUGUGACUAGAAAUUUUUUUUCUUUUAACAAUUUUCUUCUGGCACUUGCUUUGACCAUAAAAGUAAAUGAAUAGAAUAUUAACUCAAGAAAGUUUUAUUGUAAAAUGCCAAGAGCUCAGUAGAGUGAUUUCGUGAUUCAUGAUUUUGUUAUGUACGUGACACUUUUGGAAAACGAUGUAUGCCAAACAGAGGCUUAUAGAUUCUUAAGGGUAAUGAGCUUUUUGAAUUGAAGGUUAAGCAGAGUGAA
Rhopilema esculentum is the source of this 3672-nucleotide messenger RNA. RefSeq lists its product as uncharacterized. The record is from RefSeq and is a predicted model, not a curated record. Gene Ontology annotation, molecular function: oxidoreductase activity. Lineage: Eukaryota; Metazoa; Cnidaria; Scyphozoa; Rhizostomeae; Rhizostomatidae.